This is a messenger RNA of Lacerta agilis (Sand lizard), 2965 nucleotides long. It is a transcript of the gene ADAMTS8, whose product is annotated as ADAM metallopeptidase with thrombospondin type 1 motif 8. The record is from RefSeq and is a predicted model, not a curated record. The coding region runs from base 16 to 2784 and encodes 922 amino acids. The transcript is spliced from 9 exons. Gene Ontology annotation, biological process: extracellular matrix organization; proteolysis. Gene Ontology annotation, molecular function: metalloendopeptidase activity; zinc ion binding. NCBI's taxonomy places the organism in Eukaryota, Metazoa, Chordata, Lepidosauria, Squamata, Lacertidae.
UCCCUGAUAGCAUCAAUGCUGCCCCUUUCUCUGCAACCACCGCAGCCCUCGGCAUGCAGGCUGGUCCCUGCCCGCAUGCUCUUCUUCCCUCUGCUGCUGAUCUUGCGACUGCUUGGCAAUGCCUGGGCACUACCCACCCAGGACAGCGACUCCCAGGGGGUGGUGCCAGUCUGGAUGGUCCCUCCAGGAAGCGAAGGGCAGAUUUCCUUCUCCAUCCGUGCCUUCAGGAAGGAGUUUGUCCUGCAGUUGGAGCCAGAUGCCAGUUUCUUGGCACCUGGGCUGAAGAUCCAGCACGUGGGUAGGAAGGAGCUCCUUGCUAAGGAGGACGUGGGGCUCCGGAGCUGCUUCUACUCUGGGACUGUGAACUCCCAGCCAGACUCCCUGGUGGCUGUCAGCCUGUGCCAGGGCAUCCGUGGCUCCUUCUUGGUGGAUGGAGACAAAUAUGUCAUCCACCCACAAGGUCAUGAGAAUGGAGAUCCUCUGCUGCAGGCCCACCAACUCCAGAAGAGGGGGUGGGCAAAAGAAGCUGGAGAGGACAUCCCAGAAGAGGAAUCCUGGGUAGCAGAGCCCAACGGAACCAGCAGAACCAAGAGGUUCAUCUCAGAAGCCCGCUAUGUGGAGACCCUGCUGGUGGCUGAUGCCUCCAUGCUCCAGUUCUAUGGGGAAGACCUGACGAAUCACAUCCUCACCUUGAUGUCGGUGGCUGCUCAGAUCUACAAGCACCCCAGCCUGAAGAACUCCAUCAGUUUGGUGGUGGUGAAGGUGGUGGUGGUGGAAGAUGAGAAGGUUGGGCCAGAAGUGUCUGACAACGGAGGGCUCAUGCUACGGAACUUCUGCGAGUGGCAGCAGCAGUUCAACCCUGCAAGUGACCGUCUCCCGGAGCACUAUGACACGGCAGUCUUGCUAACGAGACAGGAUUUCUGUGGACACCAGGGCUGCAGGACCCUCGGAGUGGCUGAGACAGGCACCAUGUGCAACCCAAACAAGAGCUGUUCUGUGAUAGAAGAUGAGGGUCUCCAGGCAGCCUACACCUUGGCCCAUGAACUAGGGCAUGUACUCAGCAUGCCUCAUGAUGAUUCCAAGGCCUGUGAGAAGAACUUUGGGACCUUAGGGAAGCAUCACAUGAUGGCCCCCCUGUUCAUCCACUUAAACAAGACUCUGCCAUGGUCCCCUUGCAGUGCCAUGCACAUCACAGAAUUUCUGGAUGGAGGGCACGGUGACUGCCUGCUUGACAAACCUGCCGAACCCAUUGCCCUCCCCACAGACCUUCCGGGUCAAGUCCCCCUAUACAACCUUGAUCAUCAGUGCCAGCAGAUCUUUGGCAAGGAGUUUCGACACUGCCCAAACACCACGCAGGAGGACAUCUGUUCCCAGCUCUGGUGUAAGCUGGAGGCAGGGGAGCGCCUGUGCCACACCAGGAAUGGCAGCUUGCCCUGGGCAGAUGGGACACCCUGUGGGGCAGAGAAGAUGUGUUUGGAUGGACACUGUGUGGCCCAAGACACAGUGAUGCCCAAGCCGGCAGUGGAUGGAAACUGGGGGCCCUGGAGCCCUUGGAGGCCAUGUUCCAGGACAUGUGGCGGAGGAGUACAUUUCUCCGAAAGAGGGUGUGACAACCCCACACCUAAGAAUGGAGGCAAAUACUGCGAGGGCCAAAGAGUCAAGUAUGAAUCAUGCCACACUGAGGAAUGCCCACCGAAUGGCAAGAGUUUUCGAGAGCAACAGUGUGCAAAGUAUGACAGUUACAACUAUACAGACACAAACGGGAAUCUGCUGGAGUGGGUCCCCAUGUACACAGGCGUGUCACCUCGAGACCGCUGCAAGCUGUUCUGCCGGGCUAAAGGGGGAACCCGUCAAUUCAAAGUGUUUGAGUCCAAAGUAGCUGAUGGGACCCUCUGUGCACCUGACACCCUCUCUGUUUGUGUGAGUGGGCAGUGCAUCAAGGCUGGCUGUGACCACAUCAUUGGUUCGCCCAAGAAGUUAGACAAGUGUGGGAUUUGCGGUGGCAACGGCUCAACUUGCAAGAAAAUAUCUGGCUCACUCAACAAAUCUAAAUUUGGAUAUAAUGACAUUGUCACAAUCCCCGCGGGAGCAACCAAUAUUGACAUCAAGCAACAGGGUCGCCGAGGGGUGUGGCCCGACCAGAACUAUUUAGCCCUGAAAACCCUGGAUGGCAAAUACCUCUUGAAUGGAAACCUUGCCAUUUCAGCUAUGGAAGAAGACAUUUUCAUCAAGGGGACUGUACUGAGAUACAGUGGCUCUCUUACCACCCUGGAACGCAUCCAAAGUUACCAGAAGCUCCCGGAGCCACUUACUGUCCAAGUGUUGACCGUCUCCACUGAGCUGUACCCCCCAAGGGUGAGAUACACCUUCUUUAUCCCCAAGGACGUCCACUUCAGCAAACAGAAGAGCAAGGAGAAGAACUUGGCCAACGUAAUCAAGCCCAUGCUAACAUCUCAGUGGGUUCUGGGAGACUGGUCCGAGUGCUCGAAAUCAUGCGGCUCUGGCUGGCAGAGACGAGCGGUGGAGUGCCUGGAUGUGGAAGGGCAGGCCUCCUCGGCCUGCAACAAAUCCCUCAAGCCUGAGGACAUCAAGCCCUGCAGUGACUUCCCGUGCCCCAUCUGGCAGAUGGGGCCUUGGUCCCCCUGUUCUCAAACGUGUGGAGAGGGAAUGCGGACACGAAGCGCCUUGUGCGUUGACUACACAGGGAAACCUAUCGCCUCAGAGAAAUGUGGUUCACCGCGGCCGCCAGCAGCUACCACCGCCUGCAUGCUUCAAGAGUGCUGAGGGCAAAGGGAUGGCCGACACAUGAUCAGAGGCAUGUGUAACAUAGGCUACUAACCUGACCCGAACCAGGCUUGGCAUGCCCAAGCAAGGAUGUAGGUUUAAAGGCAAAUGUGCACUAAUUGACCUAAACAGGCCCUGCUGGGUAGACCUGUUUGAAAGAAUAGCAGGCAUUGAAUACCAA